Messenger RNA from Pelmatolapia mariae (spotted tilapia), 6445 nucleotides. Its product is annotated as solute carrier family 22 member 23-like. Gene Ontology annotation, cellular component: membrane. Bases 396 to 3275 code for a protein of 959 amino acids. The record is from RefSeq and is a predicted model, not a curated record. Lineage: Eukaryota; Metazoa; Chordata; Actinopteri; Cichliformes; Cichlidae. Gene Ontology annotation, biological process: transmembrane transport. The transcript is spliced from 10 exons. Gene Ontology annotation, molecular function: transmembrane transporter activity.
AAGUGAUUAGCCACAUCCUCCAUGGGCAGGUGCGUUACCUGUGGAUUCCCCAGGAAGCAAUUCUUUCGCUCUGGUGCUACAGCUCACCUACACAAACAGAAUCAGCCGACAGAAAAGAGCGUGGGAUAGUUUAUGUCGUCGUUUCUCAAUUCAUCGCAAUCCGCCUUUUGUUUCAGGACGCGUGUCUGCAGUCAGUCCCGCACGGGUUUUGGUGUCAGACGGAGGGAAGUGCUUCCUGAUAAUAAGGAGGUGCGUCUUAUUUCCAUUCCAGUGAUUGACUGCGCACGGCUUUCACCGCCGGAACUGGAGGUAUUGACGCAUUGUGGAGUCGACAGGGGGUAGCACUGCAACCCCGGCUUCGCUACACAACGGAGGCAUCUGUAGGGGAAACCGCGAUGGCCGUGGUGCAGCUCGAAACGGGGGACCAUCAACCUGAGAACGGCUUCGUGUCACCCGAAACCACGUCGCCGGAUCUGCUGACACGCAUCGACAGCUCUGUUCUGCCAUUUCUAGGUGGAUUUGGGAAGUACCAGAAACAGCUGAUUGUGCUGACAUGGAUUCCGGCGUUAUUUAUUGGAUUCAGUCAGUUCUCUGAUAAUUUCCUCCUCGCCCAGCCAAACAGCACAUGUAUCCAGUCUUUGGCAAAUCUGACUAACCAUAGUACAGCUCAUUCCUCGCUGUUAGGCAGCCCAAAAAACAUCAGUGAGCGACCGGAUCCAAUUUAUGUCAAUGGAAGUUCCACAAACAACAUCACGACCAGCAUGUCGUGUAACAACAAUGAGUGGACAUUCGAGCUGCACACAGGACUUAAGGAAAAUGUGGUUACUAAGUGGAGUCUGAUGGGUGACUCAGCAUGGAAAGUCCAUAUUGCAAAGUUUUCUCUGUUGGUUGGAUCCAUCUUUGGAUAUCUGGUGUUUGGAAUAUUAGCUGACUGGUUUGGCCGCCACCCAGUGCUGAUCAUAUCAGUACUGUUCAUGUUGGUGUUUGGUUUUACUGUGGCCUUUUCUAGGAACGUCCCCAUGUUCAGCACCUUGCGUUUCUUUGAGGGCUUCUGCCUGGCAGGAAUCACCCUUUCUCUCUACGUCCUUAGGAUCGAGCUGUGCCUGCCAGGAUGGCGAUUUUCCAUGACCAUGGUGGCCAGCUUUGUGGUUUUGGGUGGUCGGCUCUUGAUGCCUGGAGUGGCGUACCUCUGUCGCAACUGGCAGGUACUUCAAGCUGUCAUCAUCUGUCCCCUGCUGCUUAUGCUGUCCUACAUUUGGAUCUUCCCUGAGUCACUGCGUUGGCUGCUCGCCACUCAGCAGUACGGUCGCUCCAAGUGGAUCAUGGGACACAUAGUAGAGAAAAAUCAAGUGAACGUGGAGCUUGACCCAGAGAACAUCCUCGCAGAACUACAAAGAUCUCUUCAACAGAGGCCCAAAAAAACAUGCAUUGUGAAAAUGGUUGGGACGAGGACCCUUUGGAAGAAUAUCGUUGUGCUCUGUGUCACCUCGUUAACUGGUUAUGGGAUCCACCACUGCUUUGCCCGCAGCAUGAUGGAUCCUGAAGCUCAGGGAACCACCAUAUUCCCUGACUUCUAUACACACUAUUACACAAUGGCAGGCAUCGCGGUUGCAUCAUGCAUUGCACUAUGUCCAGCGGUCGGCCUGAUGGGCCGUCGUGGUGGCCUUCUUCUGUUUAUGAUCAUCACUGCCCUCGCAUCUCUGCUGCAGUUGGGUCUACUUAACUUGUUGGGAAAAUACAGUGAACACCUGAAAAUAAAUACCACAAGUACAAUGAAUACGCAUUUCACCAUUGGCUUCUCCGCUAUCGGUAUGUUCUCCUCCCACGCAGUCAGCGCCCUGAGCAUCUUCUUCUGUGCUGAGAUCACUCCCACUGUGAUCAGGGGUGGUGGUUUAGGCUUGGUCCUGGCCAGCGCUGGCUUUGGCAUGCUUACUGAACCCAUCAUGGAACUCCACAAUCAGAAGGGCUAUUUCCUUCAUCACAUAAUUUUUGCCUGCUGCACUCUCAUCUGUAUCAUCUGCAUUCUCCUGUUGCCUGAAACGCGCAAUCAGCCACUCCCCGAGACCCUGGCUGAUGUCGAGAACUACACCCGUCCGCCCCUGCUUCCCCCGAGGAAACCUGGAUUGCUGCACACGUCUGACAGCACCAGGGACUACACAAGAGUGCGUGACACACCGCUUCAUGAAGCGCCCAUCAUCAUCAUGGACUCUACUGCCUCUUCAGCUAUUGAUUUGACUGGAGGUAUGCAGUUAAUCGAGAUGCACUCUUGUGUGGUUGGCCCUAAAGAUCCCAACGGUCACUCGGUUUCAUCUUCAUCUACGGGCAACAUGAUGACACUGGGUAAAGACGCCAUCACACAGGGCAGUAAAGAGCACCUGCUGUCUUCCACUCCUUUACACAAAGCCCCGUGUGUCACAGACCCACUUUUAGCUGCUGCAGAAGAACCUCCUGCAAUCGUCCUGGAGUCUGUGGAACCACUCUUAGAUUCAACCCUACCUGAAAUGAAUGACAGUGGUGAAUCCCCAACAAGAGAAGCAGAAAUUACACCUGCUACUUCAUUGGAUUCUUCCACUCCCCCCGUCCCUCAAACUGUACCCUCCUCUUUACUGAUCUGCACCACGCCCAUCAUCGAGCCCCCACCGAGCUCCACUUUAAAAUCUCCGAACCCGCUGGAUAAUGACAUCGAAAAUAUAAGCACAACAUCUGACCCGCCCUUGCUCAAGGAUACUCACGCCACUUCAGUGGGUUCUCCUUCUCCUCCUUCCAUAAGAGACAGUCCUCCUUCUCCUAUGGAUGGAGGAGAUGAGGAUUUAUCUCCUCCUUCCGUAAGAGAUCAACCCACCCUCCUUCUCAUAGACUCCCGGCCACCUCAGUUAGAUUCUACCUCUCCCUACGUUGAAGAAAAAUCCGUUUUACCUCCAAACACACCUCCUCCAUCCAUUGACUCAGAGGACUCUUCCACUCGCGCUGUCAUAAAUACAGUCAACAAUGCAGCACAGUCUCCUUCCAUUCUCCCUGUCACAGACAUUGCGCGUACCUCCACUCUGGAAUCAACCACUCUGACUGUCACAGACACUGAACCACGAUCAGCCGCUCGCCUCGUCUUAGAUUCAGUACCAUCUUCCAUCACAGAUUCAGCCUCCACAGACGCAACUCCCUCCUCUCUAAUGGACUGGACGGUGUCCUCCCCCAUAGACUCGGGUGUUGUCUCGAUCAGGGACAGGGACAGUGCCAGCACAGAAAACAGCACUGUCAACGGCAUGGCAUCAUCGUGAUCCACUUCUUCAGCCAGGAAUUGAAGCUUUAAGUGUCUCACCAGGAGGCAGCCACCCACAUGAACAUUGCAUCGAUGGGAACAGGAACUGGCCUGCUUAGACUGCAGGCACUAAAUGAAGACUGUUCCCCACCUGGAGUUGAGUUGACAUGUUUGCAAAGUUUCUGUUUUUUUUGGUUUUGUUUUGGGGUUUUGUUUUUUUUGUAUUUUGUUUUUUCAGUGCUGCUGCACCCUUUUGUGCAUUUAGCCACCUAAUGAGACCAUGCAAGCGGGAGAAUGCCACAGGCUGGUAUGUGACAAUGUGACAGUAACUUCUGCUCUUCGUUGAAUGUCACUGGAAAUCACCAGCGUUUUAACUACUCUGACGUAAAUGAACGGGGACAAAAUCACUGUCAUUUUUAAGAGACUUAAAGCAAUUCCCAUAAUUACUGAGACGUGUCAUCAGCACUGGGGAAGAAAUGCAAUGGUACUAAUAGCAAACAAACAAACAAAAAUCACUGGUACUUGUUUUCAAAGGUAAUGUCAAGAUAUUUGUACAAAAAAAGUUGCUUUAUAUGUAUGGACAAGUAAAUCUGAAUGUUACAAAGUGCUUUUUGUUGCUAUAGAGUUAAGCAAUCAGAAUUGGAGUAGUUUUUUUUCUUAAAAAGAAAAUGCCAAAAAACUACCCUGACCAAAAUAAAGUGUAGAAAUAGUGCCAAAAUAUAGUAUCCAUAAUAUAGUGAUAUAGUAUUUGCCUGUUUGGGAGAAUACUGUUAAGUGCUCUCCCCUGCUAUAGGCUAUAUGUGGAUACCUAUUCCAAAAUUAAGAAGUAAAGAAGAAGAAUGAACAAUUUAUCACCACUUGAUGAAUUAAAAUUGACAGAAAGCAUAUCUGUGAUGCAUAUGAGCAGUGAUAUUGGUGAAAAAGAAUGACCCACAUUUUGUCGGUCAGAAGAAACUUUUAUUUUUCCAAUCAUUCAAGCCAAUGAAAUUUAUGGUAUGCAAAUGUUUUUUUUGUUUUUUUUUUGUAAAUGUGUUAAUGUAAGUAUAUUGAUAAUUACUUGUUAAGCUUGAUUGUUUUUUUGUUUUGUUUUUUUUAAUUCAAAGUAUUGUUUUGAAUAAUCUCUCAUGGCGUGCCCUUAUUGUACAGAGCUAUACUUCAUUCUUACAGUAUUUGUGGCACCUCGGUGUGGUGGCACUUUAUCUUUCGAAGUGGGGACUAAGCAUGAAAAUUUAUUGUGAAUGUGUCGGCAACAAACAAAAAAGCUUAAAAAAAAGAAGAAGAAAAAAAAAUAUCAAAUCCUAAAAAAAUUUAUUUUUGAACCGAAACCCGAAAAUGUUUGACGUGAUUGCCAAAUGUCGCAGCACCACUAACCUUGUGUUUUCUGAAUCGUGGUCCGACAUUAAGAGUUUAUUAACGUCGGGGUGUUCAUACUUUCACAUGCACAACUAAGUUUACCUUAAAAGAAGGAAAAAAAAUGCAAUACUUCUUACAUUUGUCAAAACGACAUUUUAAAAAUACAGGUCACAACCGUUCAGUCAGAUUAACCGACUGAUAUUCUUAAAUUGAUAGACUUUUGCUUGAGGAGGCACUUUUCCUUCCAAAGCCCAUGUCCGUCUGCGGACAACAUUAUACUUGACUUAAAUGUGUGUGAAACUUGACAGUUGUUGUAGUACUUUGUGCUUUGGAGGUUGUAAUAUUUGUCUAAGGAAGGAUGUGUGAUUACAGAUAAUCCACUGUUUACAACAAUCCUCGUAAUAAUGAUCAUUAAUAAUAAUAAUAAUAAUAAUAAUAAUAAUAAUUACACUGUACUGUAAAACUUUAGAGCCAACUGAGUGAUGUGUUGUCAUUUCAAAUGUGCUAAAAUGAUCACAGUGUAUCAUAAUUACUUAUAUCCAGGGAGUAUUUGGAGUUCUAUUAAGGUGUCAUUCAGGAGUCAAACGCAACAGCCGACUUGACGGAAGAUUUUCCGUAAACCUUACAGCUACUUCAGUCACUAGAAUUAAGUUUUGCUUUUAUCAAACUCAACUUUGCACUGACUAAAGCCUGCAUAUCCUUUGAUAUUUAUUUGAAUGAUUGCGCAAGCCUACCUGUGGUUGUUUUACUCAAAUGCAGCUUAAAUCACACCACGAUGGCUCCACUUUUUGAUUGAUCUUGGGUGGCUGUGAACGAAGACCAUCUAGUCAUUAAUAUUGUUGAAAUAUUUCUUGAGAUCAUUUAAACCUGUGUAUGCUGUGCUGCUACACGUGAAAGCACAAUGACCUGCAAUCAUGUGAUGUCAGAUUUUGUUGGGGUUGACAACAAAAAAAAGGGAAAGUGGAGCAGGGUUUUAAGAAUGGUAUACAGAAAUGAUUUUAUUUUAAUUUUUUUUUUUUUUGCAAUAGAUCAGCAUGCGGUCUACAAUGUUGAAAAGGGUGUUGACACUAGAUUUAAUAAGGAAAUCUUGGAAUCUGCAGUUGAGAGUGGGUGGACUGCAGUGGUCAGUAGCUUCAUUUUACUCGGAAUCCUCCUCGGUGAAUGUUGAUCUCUCUCUAUCUCAGUGUGUAUUGCAGAAAUUGAAGUGUGUAUCAGCUAAAUCCCACGCAACAUCUGUAACGUUAAUGACGCAGCACGAUGCAACCAGUGUCUUCUGAGAUAUGUUGCUUCCUCACUUUUCUCCCGUGCAGAUGGGAGUAACUACACUUUUUGUUAAUAAUCCUUUUAUUUUACACUAUUUGAAGCAAAAUGAAAGUUUAGUGAAAGUAAUCCAAAGCAAUGUUAGCACCAGCGAUAGAAUAGGAUUUUUUAAUUGUUGGAAACGCAAGCAAAAAAGAGGAGGAAGAAGAAGAUUAUGUCUUUUGUAAAUACAGUAAAUGUAUGGAAACAUCGAGCUUAAAUAAGAUGAAGGAUCCUGGAUCUUAGCAAGGACUUGUUUUGAACCCGGCAGAUGAAAGUCUCACAUAGGACGGCCCCAGUAUACACAUUUCAGGUGUUGCUUCUCUUAACCAUGCGACUUAAGAUCUCUUUAAAGGGGAGAUUUAAAUGAAUGUAAAAUAAAUAAAUAAAAUAAUAACAAAAAAAAAAAAAAAACAUGGAUUGUACCAUUUAUAAAUUCCAGUUGUUUGGUUUCAUAUUGUUUUCAGUUUAACAGUCAUCAUGCACUUGUACAUAAGCCAUACCUGUUGUUAAAAUAAACCACUAUUUAUUGAUCAA